This is a messenger RNA of Andrographis paniculata, 1617 nucleotides long. RefSeq names its product CASP-like protein 4A1. The transcript has 5 exons. The coding region runs from base 406 to 1326 and encodes 306 amino acids. The record is from RefSeq and is a predicted model, not a curated record. NCBI's taxonomy places the organism in Eukaryota, Viridiplantae, Streptophyta, Magnoliopsida, Lamiales, Acanthaceae.
UGGAGCCAUAAUCUAUCCAUUAAAAAUUUCAAAGUCCAGUAUCACUUUCAGAGAAGCAACGAGCCGCCGCGGACGUCGUAAUCACCGGCGGCAAGUGAAUCGAAGAAUGUGAGAGCCUCCGUAAUGCAGGGAAAAGAGUCGGAAGCUAUUUUUAUGGAGCAAUAGCAUUUCGCGUGCUUCUUCGUCGCCUUCUUCUGCCUCUUUGUCGCAGAUGAAAAACACGUCGAUUUUCGUCUCGUUGCAUCCAAGGUACUGUUUUUCCUUGGUGGUUAAAUACUUUGAUCAGAGGCAGUUUAAAUCCUGAUCACGCAGAAUUGAAGGCAUAUAUAUAUAUAUAUAUAGACAUAUUCCGUAGGUCCAUUUUCCCAAGCUGAAAAAUCUCAAGAGUGUAUUGGAAUUGGAAUUAUGGAGACAGGCCAAAACAAACUGCAAGUCUCUGUUUCAGAUUUCCAUUCACAAAAUGAUACGAUUUCCGACUCAUCGUUGCCUCGCUCCAUUAAUAAGAGUGGGGAAUUCAUCUCCGUCUCGCCGCUGGCGAUUUCCCCAGGAAAGUCACCGGCGCGGCGGUCAUCUGACUCUGAUCUCAUCACUAUAAUUCCCAGCAGCGUUCCUGCAGAGGAACACGAAAAGCUUCCGUCGCCGGGAAAAAUACUUCCCCUGGUCGUGGUGAAACAGGAUGCAUGUAUCGAGCCUGCGGAGGAUAUUGAGAAACUGGCAGUAGCGGAGGAACCUAAAGCGGUGGUGGCUAAGACUGAUACAGACGGAGAAGUGGUGAAGUGUAGUGGUGGCGAAUACGGACGGCAGAGCUUUAUUCCGCGGCUUUCCAUGUUGCAGCGAACUGAAAAUGACAAGAUGGUGAAGAAAGCUGCAUUGGGGUUCAGGAUUUUUGGGUUCUUGUUUUGCUUGGUCUCGUUUUCUGUGAUGACAACUAACAUCAAUCAAGGCUGGGCUCUUGAUUCAUUUUAUCGCUACAAAGAAUUCCGGUACUGUAUGUCGGUCAGUGCCAUAGGAAUUCUUUACUCAGCAGCUCAGGCCGUAGAUUUGUCCUACAAUUUGGCCACCGGAAAGCACAUUGUGCAUUGCCAUCAACAAUUCCGGCAUUACUUUGAUUUUGCAGCUGAUCAGAUGAUUUCUUAUCUUCUGAUAUCAGCCUCUUCGUCGGCUGCAAUUAGGGUAGACGAUUGGCAGUCCAACUGGGGAAAGGACAAGUUUCCGGCUGUGGCUACUGCUUCCAUAUCAGGGUCUUUCUUAGGAUUUCUUGCCCUGGCCAUUAGUUCUCUGAUCUCUGGCUACAUGCUCUGCACAUCCACAUCCAAAUCGUCGUAGUCAUCACAUCCAUAUGAUGACACAUUUCUCCCCCACAUCUCCAGUUGCAUGAUGGCCUGCUAAAGUCUGGAAUUUGUGUUCAUUUUAGGGGAUGAAAAGUGAGCUGUGGACUGAAUGUUUUAACAAGUUCAGACAUAUAUUCAACAGACAUUGUGUCUAAGCAACUUUUUAAUAUGGGUUCAGUGUUAUACUCCACAAUUUCUAACAAAUUUCAGUAAAACUAAAUAACAUUUUGUGAAUUACAUGAAUGUUUAAUUGUUUCAAAAUAAAAGGUGCCUCCUAUUACUUUUA